AUGAUAAUCAGAAACAUCCACUGGAUCAUUAUGAUCACUUCACUUAUAUCGAUUGUGAAACCAGAUGAGAAACCAGUGAACAAGAAGUUGAUACUCACUAGAUACAACGGAUAUAGAAGAUAUGUUGCCAGACGAAUGAAUAUUUCAAAUAUGUGGAAACUGGAAUGGGAUAAGUAUUUGGUUGAAAGAGCGAUCGAGAUGACAAGUGAACACGACAGAACAAAUAUUAAUUCCGAAGAUUUCUUGAAGUUGAAACAAGGCUCCGACUAUCGAUUUUUCUUCACACAUUUCAACAAUGCAUCUAAAAAAAGAGAAGAAGACUAUACUUUUGAUAAUUUUUAUUAUCCAGGGCUAGAUGACACUAAUUUUCAAAACGAAUGGAAAGGAGCCAGGCAAUUGGUUGAUUGUUAUAAAGAAUCUGUUUAUCCAAUACAAAAAAAGAUCGGAUGCAUUUGGUACAUGAUUGGGACAGCAAAAGACGUGGCACAAUAUCGUACGUACGAUACGUUCUGCUUGCUUGGACCUUACGGCUUCGAUGAAACCCGUGCAUCUAUAGAAUACGGACCGCCCGGAUCAAAUUGCACUGAUGGGCAUGGAGAAGAUGGAUUGUGUAUCCCUGGUCCGGGACUUCAGACGCCUGCGCCGUUCAAAUGGGAUGGAGACGAUGAGGAGGAGGGUGGGAAAAAGAAGAAAAAGAAGAAGAAGGAUGAUGAUGAGGAGGAGUAUGAUCUGGUUCUCAUCUUGACGAAUGGCGCCGGGGGAAGUGGAAUUUCCGUUGUCGGUUUGCUGAUAAUAGUUUUUGUUGGAUUGCAUUGA
This is a messenger RNA of Caenorhabditis remanei, 816 nucleotides long. RefSeq lists its product as uncharacterized. The transcript is spliced from 3 exons. NCBI's taxonomy places the organism in Eukaryota, Metazoa, Nematoda, Chromadorea, Rhabditida, Rhabditidae. The record is from RefSeq and is a predicted model, not a curated record. Bases 1 to 816 code for a protein of 271 amino acids.